Aspergillus ochraceoroseus IBT 24754 is the source of this 1610-nucleotide messenger RNA. RefSeq lists its product as uncharacterized. The record is from RefSeq and is a predicted model, not a curated record. Bases 326 to 1165 code for a protein of 279 amino acids. Lineage: Eukaryota; Fungi; Ascomycota; Eurotiomycetes; Eurotiales; Aspergillaceae. The transcript has 2 exons.
CUUUGGACUGACUUUGGAGGCUUUGGGCAGCUUCUUCGCUCCUACACCUGCAAGUCCUGCAUUUCCCGCAUACCCCUUUAAUCGAGCUCUCGCAAAAAGAUAUUCUCUCGCUGAAUUUUCGGUAUUUCUCCUGUCGAGGCUUUGUCCGUGUCACUCUUGGGUUCACAAGGGUAUUUAGGCUAAUCUUAUCUACCCCCCCCUCCAACUAUAAUCCCACCUCCUGGGAACCGAUAUUCAAAAGAGCUCAGUCAAUCUUCAGCUCACUCGCUCUACGCACUCGUCUAGCAAGUUGUUGCGUUGCUGCUCUCAGGGCCUGCAGACCAAAAUGACGACUCCUACCUUGAUUAAUCUCCCGCCUCCUCCAUCGGACCCGGUGACUCCGUCCGAGAUGGGACCGGGAACCCCCAACUCCACCACCACAUCUCUAUCUGCGCUGUCUACUACGGCCAUCAAAGACGGCCACCAGGGCCAGCCACAUCCUCACAGUCGCCAUGCGCACCAUUCCUCCUCCGCAUCCAUGAGCUCGACGACCACCUUGGAAGCUGAACGUGCCGAUCGCAUCUCCCGUCUAGCAGGCUUGGAACGGGUUGCAGCUGCAAGAGCCGGUGGGGCGGGCCAUCCAGCUACCGUCCCUCUUGCAUAUACCCCCGGUUACUUCGACAGCGGGCCCGGAAUCAAGGAGAGAAGCACCGUGGGGAGUGCCAGCGCAACAGGCAGCAUUGGCGCCCGCACGACAUGGGCUAGCGGCAGCGAUGCGUUCGACGCGGACAAGAUGAGCGAGGACCCGGAUGACGGUGUCUCCAGCGUGGGAAACAUCAGUGACGAAGGAGAUGCUAGUCUGGUUGGGUUCGGAGAAGGCGCCAGCACUAUAAGCGGACCAAUCUCACAUCCUGGACUGAAUAGAAUGUCAUCUGGUGGGAGGCCCGGUUCCAUCGGCAGCCCAACCCGGAGUCGAGCACAUCCCUUGCCCUUCUACUCCUCCCCACAUACAGCCGAGGGCGCCCCGAUGCAGCCGUCGGUGGUCUCCAGCGCGUCAGCAACUCCCGAGCCCAUCCACGAUGCGCGGUUGGUCGACGGAGUCACCUAUGAUCCGGAUGUGGUUGACACCACCGUGAGAACCCCUCGACUCGCCACCCCCGGUUAUUCGCACAGUGACCGGCGCUAGAAACGAGCACCUCGCGACAUUCCAGAGAGGUUCUGAAGGAUCACCGGCGUUUCCAUGGAGAGAUUGUUUCGUAUUGUUUAUUAACAGCAUUGGGUUCCGGGAGUAUAAUCACAAGUCUGGGAAUGGGAUCGGGCAGGGGGUACACACAGGUUUCAUGGGAGGACUCUUUCGAUCCUAGACGAGAAUUUGUAUGGGAUUCCUUGGUGGGGGGGUUUGUAGGAUAUUCUGUUAGCUCUGAAUUUAUUUAUUCUGCUUGUAUCCUGUUUGAUCUCGAGCGACAAAGGUAUUGAGGUGCAAUGAUUUUAUUUAUUUAUUUAUUUAUUUUUGUGGGCGAGCCGGAGCCAGAUCACUGUCUGUGGGAUCAGCAGUAGACGAGAUCCAACACCGUCACCAACGAGAUGAUGAUGAUGAUGAUGAUGACACACAGACUUUUACUUAGAAAUUA